Cotesia congregata is the source of this 612-nucleotide messenger RNA. The record is from the annotation of a GenBank genome assembly. Lineage: Eukaryota; Metazoa; Arthropoda; Insecta; Hymenoptera; Braconidae.
GAAACGGAGUACGUAGUUAUUUUCGAAUUGUUUGUAAAAAUUUCUGAAAGAAUGCUGUGUGUUUCGGUGUUGGUUUUUUUGCUGAUUGGUGUUCUAGCACAAGAAUUGAAACAGGGACCAUGUCCUUACAUACGGCCUGUGUCCUACAAUCCAACUGCUUAUCUCGGAUGGUAUGAGUACAAACGUAGUCCCCAUAUAAGAAACAACGAUGAGAGGUGUAUCAAAUCGAUGAUGUACGAACCACAAAAAGGUGUAUACAAAGUACUCAAUAAAUUUCAUGUGGAUAGCAUCAACUCAACUAUGACGACGUUUGGCGACUUGUACUUAAAUGAUGACAACACAUAUUUUACCAGCAUCAUUCCGCAUGUCGGACCAAAAAACACCCAUUUCCGAGUUCUUUCCAUCGACAAGGAACAUGUCAUAGUGUGGUCUUGCGAAGAUCGCGGAUUUCAACAUAUUGAAUCCGGUUGGGUGUACACAGCGACUCCAAGAACUCCUUCAGCGGAAAUUGAUGAAAAAAUACGAAGAUCUUAUGCCAAAUUUGGACUUCAAGUCCCGGAAAUGUACACACAUAAUUUAGAAGAGUGUCGUCAGAUUUUUGCAACCUACUAA